CAUAUAUUAUAAUUUAUUAUUAAUUACAUGUAUAUUAUUUGUAAAUUAAUGAUUUAUUUAAAAUAUGUAAAUAUUAAUAUUAUAUAAAGAAUAGUGAAUCAUAAAAAAGGGCUGCUCAGUGGCGUAGUGGUUAGCACUUUCACCUUACAGCUAGAAGAUCCCUGGUUCACGUCCCGGCUUUCCCGGGAUCUUUCUGCAUGGAGUUUGCAUGUUCUCCCUGUGCAUGCGUGGGUUUUCUCCAGGUACUCCGGCUUCCUCCCACAGUCCAAAAAUAUGCUGAGGUUAAUUGAUCAUUCUAAAUUGCCCGUAGGUGUGAAUGUGAGAGUGACUGUUUGUCUCUGUAUGUAGCCCUGUGACAGACUGGUGACCUGUCUAGGGUGUCCCCUGCCUUCACCUGAGUCAGCUGGGAUAGACUCCACCCCCCCCCCAUGACCCUAGUGAGGAUUAAGCAGUGUAUAGAUAAUGGAUGGAUGGAUAAUGGAUGGAAUCAUAAAAAAUAGUUUUUUACUAAAUAUAUUUUUAACAAUGUGUCAAAAUCACUCAAUUUUUCAGUAUUUUAAUCCCAUAAAAAUAUCAUUAUUUUACAGAUAUUUGUUAUUUUCACAGAUGAACAUUAUUAAUUAUUAUUCCACAAAUCUUUAAAUGUUUUUUUUGCAGUUUUUUUUAUACUUUGCUUCAAACCACAGCUAGUCCAAUAUGUUCAGAUUUUUUUCUCGUUAAAACUGUUUAAAUUGUAUUUUUCAAAACUUUUUUAUUUGAAUUUUAUUAACCAUUUAUUUAUUUUAUUUCCAUUUUAAAACAUUUUUACUUCCUUUAAUUAUUUUAUUUUUCUACUUUGUUGAUUUAUGAUAAUGAACUUGGGAAGAUCAAGUUACAUUCCUCAAUAAAACCUAAAAUAAACAUCAACAGAUGAAUGUAAACAUCAGCUGCUGCUCUUUGUGUUUAGUCUCCACCUGCUGGUGAUCUGAGGGAACUACAGCAACACGAACAGCAGCUCCACUCAUUUAUGGGUAAAAAAUAACAUCAAAUUUUACAAAUCGCAACUUGUCAGUCCUCAGAAAGUUUUUUUAAAAAUGAAAUUGUGGAAUAAAUAUCCAGCUGAGUCCAGAUCAUUUUCACUUUAGAGCCAUGAAAGCUUAAAUCUGAUAUUUUUUAGUUGCUCAAAGUGUUUUUCCUGGUAAUGAAAUCUCAUAAUAAAUAAAAAGAAAUGUGUUUAGAUUUUAAGUAUAUUUUAGAUGAAUUUUAAAUUGAUUACAGACAUGAAUGUGAAAAUAAAACGACUACGUUGAACAGAACUGACUUUAAUGUAUUCCCUCUUUGUGUAGUCGUUGUGUUUUUAUCAUUUUGUGUCUCUUUGUGGUUGUUUUGUGUUUCACUGAAUGACUACAAACUGACAUUGUGUACGUUUUGUAUGUUUGUGUGUUUGUUUCUUUGUGUGUUCUUUGUCAUUUUGUGUGUUUUGUGGCGGUUGUGUGUUAUUUGUGUUUGAUUUGUGUUUUUCAUUGCUUUGUGCGUCCGUGUGAUUAUUUUGCAUCUCCUUUUCAUCAUUUUGAGUUACUUUGUGGCAGUUUUUCGUAUCUUUAUGUUUGUUUUGUGCUGCUUUGUGGAUAUUUUGUGGUCAUUUUGUGUAUUUUGUGGUCAUUUUGUGUAUUUUGUGAUCAUUUUGUGUAUUUUGUGGUUAUUUUGUGUGUCUUUGUGGUCAUUUUUUGUGUUUUCUUCAUCAUUUUGUGUCAUUCUGUGGCAGGUUUACACUUUUGCCGUUGUGAUGCAGUAACACACAGCAGCUGUUGUGUAACCACGUUGUGUUGCUGAACGCACAAUGUGUGAACAAGUUGAGAAACAGACUGAAGUCGAUUCAUGGAAAUAAUCCUGAAUGUUGAGCUGCUGAACUCAGGACAGUUCAGAUUCAGACACACAGCGACACAAAGACACACAAAAUGAACACAAAGACACACAAAAUGAACACAAAGACACACUGAGCAGUCAUUUGUGUCUGUUUUGUUUUACUAUUUUGUGUGUCGGUGGUCAGUUUGUGUCUCCUUGUGUUUGUUUUGUGUUUCGUUGUGCAUGAUUUGUGCGUCUUUGUGGGGUUUUGUGUCUGUUUUUUAUAAUUUUGUGUCAGUUUUUUGUGUGACUGUUUCAUAAUUUUUUGCUAGUUGUGUGUCUUUUGUGUUACAGUGUGUAAUCUUGUUGUUGUGGUAUGGUAUGUGUGUUGUGUUACAGUGUGUGUGUUGUGUUAGAGUGUGUAGUUGUGUUACAGUGUGUGUGCUGUGUUACAGUGUGUAGUCCUGUAGUUGUGUGUGUGUUGUGUUAUAGUGUGUGUGUUGUGUUACAGUGUGUGUGUUGUGUUGCAGUGUGUAGUUCUGUAGUUGUGUGUGUGUUCUGUUAUAGUGUGUGUCUUGUGUUACAGUGUAGUCCUGUAGUUGUGUGUGUGUUGUUUUAAAGUGUGUAGUUGUGUUACAGUGUGUGUUGUGUCACAGUGCCUAGUCCUGUAGUUGUGUGUGUGUGUUCGUUGUGUUACAGUGUGUGUUGUGUUACAGUGUGUAGUUGUGUUACAGUGUGUGUUGUGUUACAGUGUGUCUUUGUGUUGUGUUACAGUGUGUGUGUUGUAUUACAGUGUGUUUUGUCUUACAGUGUGUGUGUUGUGUUACCGUGUGUGUAGUUGUGUUACAGUGUGUUGUGUUACAGUGUGUCUUUGUGUUGUGUUACAGUGUGUGUUGUGUUACAGUGUGUUACAAUGUAGUUGUGUUACAGUGUGUGUUGUGUUACAGUGUGUGUUGUGUUACAGUGUGUUUUGUUACAAUGUAGUUGUGUUACAGUGUGUGUUGUGUUACAGUGUGUGUUGUGUUACAGUGUGUAGUUGUGUUACAGUGUGUAGUUGUGUUACAGUGUGCAGUUGUGUUACAGUGUGUGUUGUGUUACAGUGUGUAGUUGUGUUACAGUGUGUAGUUGUGUUACAGUGUGCAGUUGUGUUACAGUGUGUAGUUGUGUUACAGUGUGCAGUUGUGUUACAGUGUGUAGUUGUGUUACAGUGUGUAGUUGUGUUACAGUAUGUAGUUGUGUUACAGUAAUCCUCCUGGAUCAGCAGCUCUAUAAAGCUCAGCUCCUGUUCUCUCCUUCAGUCCUUCAACAUGUUUCCUCUGCAGCUCCUUGCGCUGACAGCCGUCUCCACGGCAACGCUCGCACCGCCGCAGGAAGAGCAGGAGAAGAAGAAGCAGGAAGUGGAGAAGAAGAAGCAGGAAGUGGAGAAGAGCAGGUAUGACGUGAUGUUCAGGAGAGGAGAUCUACUGGAAGUCCCUCGAACUCUCUUCACCCACUUUGGGAUCUACUUGGGAGGAGACAGAGUUGCUCACUUCAUCCCAGACAUUUUGCCCGUCGUGUCCAGUGACCAGUUCAGGAUCAAGCAGGUGGUGACCAACACCAGACUUAUACUGGGAGUACUGGCCAAGUGUGGCAGCAUCAGGGUGGACUCAGUGGAGGACUUCGCCUAUGGAUCAGAGAUUCUGGUGAACCCAAUGGACCGGAUGUGCAGCCGUGCAGCGCUGCAGGAGGAAGAUGUGGCCUGUCGGGCCGAGAAGCUGCUGGGAAACGUGGAGUACAGCCUGCUGUGGUACAACUGUGAACACUACGUCAUGUACUGCAGAUACGGAACCGUCAUGAGCUUCCAGACCUUCCAGUUCUGUAAGACGGUGAGGAAGCUGCUGCUGAGUCGUCGUGUUGCCAAGGCGACGGCAUUGUUGUUGUUGUGUUUGCUGCUGUAUCUAGGAGCUGCUAGUGUGGGUUUGGUCCUGCUGACUGCUCUGCUGCCGUUCAUCAUCUGGAUGGCUGCAUGAAGCAAACCAUCCAUCACCAAGAAGGAAAAACUGAAACUAGUCAUUUAAUGAGAGGAAAACAGCAGCGUCUCAUUCUGUAAAGACUCAAUAAAUCACUUUAAAUAAAA
This is a messenger RNA of Amphiprion ocellaris (clown anemonefish), 3940 nucleotides long. RefSeq names its product lecithin retinol acyltransferase-like. The record is from RefSeq and is a predicted model, not a curated record. The coding region runs from base 3132 to 3833 and encodes 233 amino acids. The transcript is spliced from 5 exons. NCBI's taxonomy places the organism in Eukaryota, Metazoa, Chordata, Actinopteri, Pomacentridae. Gene Ontology annotation, molecular function: phosphatidylcholine-retinol O-acyltransferase activity. Gene Ontology annotation, biological process: retinol metabolic process.